Aspergillus campestris IBT 28561 is the source of this 2155-nucleotide messenger RNA. RefSeq names its product bZIP transcription factor. The transcript is spliced from 2 exons. Bases 186 to 1766 code for a protein of 526 amino acids. The record is from RefSeq and is a predicted model, not a curated record. Gene Ontology annotation, molecular function: DNA-binding transcription factor activity. NCBI's taxonomy places the organism in Eukaryota, Fungi, Ascomycota, Eurotiomycetes, Eurotiales, Aspergillaceae. Gene Ontology annotation, biological process: regulation of DNA-templated transcription.
CCACACUCAUAUUGAUCGCCCUACUGCUUCCACUCAUCUCGACCAACGCUUUCCUCCCGGAAUCCCUCCCUUGUUGACCAGAUUGUCCCUCUGGAAACCAUCGACUGCGCAACCCCUCCCAUCUAUCGAGCGCUCCCUGCGCAUGUGAAUGGCCAUUCUCGAUCGACCACCACUCGAGCGAGGUAAUGGCCACCCGCAUCCCUAAUAUCGAUGAUCUAGCAUCAUCCGCGGCCCUCGAAUCCGCCUCGUCCAUCCCCCACUCGACCGCCCCCUCCUCCGCCCCCCUCGAUCCCGACUACGUCAAACUGGAGGCAUCUCCCACGCCGUCCGGGCCUAACUCCGCCGACGCGGAUACGCCGGGGACGGACGGAUGCGGUCCGGCGGGGCGAAAGCGCAAGCUGAACAGCAUGUCUGCCCGCGGGGUCGCAAAUCUGACUCCCGACCAGCUGGCCAAGAAACGGGCCAACGAUCGGCAGGCCCAGCGCGCGAUUCGUGAGAGGACCAAGUCUCAUAUUGAUGCGCUGGAGCUGCAGGUCCGUGAGCUGAGCUCCCAGAAACCUUUCUUGGAUCUGCAGUCCGCGCUCAAGCAGAAUGAGGCGAUCCAGGCGGAGAAUCGCGAGAUUCGUCGGAGUUUGAAGGCGAUGAUGGACAUUAUCCAGCCCCUGGUUGGGAAACAUGAAUCAUCCACGACAGGUUCCGCCCCGGUUCAGACAUCGAUAGCCCCCUUGUCCGCCUCCUCCCUUCUCGAGCACCAUACAUUUCCUCAUAAUAGCCAUCGAACGGCCCCGCCCGAUCAAUCAUUCUCCGAAUCCAUCACCAGCACCCCAUCUUCCACCCAUUCGGCGCCGAUCUUGGGGGCGAGCGGGCGCGGAAGUGCGACAGGCCCUGCAGGGGCUUCCUUCCGCAUCGCAUUCGAUUACCAGCGCCAUCACCUGGCCCACGGGCUGGACUUUGGGGCCGAUGAGCGAAUGGGCUUCGACUUCCUCCUCGACGCGUCGCAACGGGUUCCGCGAGUGGAGAGCUUUCAUCGCUCGGCAGAGGCCGUGCCAACGGUGCAGAUGACGCCGACCUCGGCAUACCCAUCUCCCAGCGAGGACCAGUCGGCGUCGGCUCACCAGACGCCAGUGCGAAACAUCCCGCCGACGUGCACGCUUGAUGCGAUCCUGCUGGAUUUCCUCCACAAUCGACAGCGCCAGGCGGCCAAAGGCGUACCCAGGCAGAAGCUAGUGGGCCCUCCCUAUCCCAGCGUGUCGUCGUUGCUCAACCCCGAAAUGAGCGUCUAUUCGCACCCGCUGUCCAAGGUGUUCACGGACGUUCUGCGCACAUUCCCGGAUAUCUCGUCGCUCCCCGAGCAAAUAGGCGUGCUGUACAUGAUGUUCCUCCUGAUGCGGUGGCAAAUCUACUCCACGCCGGAGAACUACGACCGCCUGCCGGAGUGGCUGACGCCGCGGCCGUCGCAGAUCCUCACCCCACACCCAGCCUGGAUGGACUACCUGCCAUGGCCCCGUAUGCGGGACCGGGUGAUCACGGCGCACAAGGAUUACCCGUUCGAGAGCUGGUUCAUCCCGUACACGCGCACUCUCUCCGUCAACUGGCCGUACGAGGCGACAGACUGCCUCCUAUCGACGGGCGACAGCGACGAACUGAUCAUCAACCCGGUAUUUGAGCGCCAUCUGCGCAACUUGCAGAACUGGACACUGGGCCCGGCCUUCGUCGACGCAUUUCCUGGCUUGGCCGAGACGGCCAGAAUCAAGAAUACCGGUUGAACGUAGCGGAGUUAUCCGUUUAUUAUUCUUCCCGCAGCGUUUGCUUAACACAGCAGAUCUCCCCUCAUGGGUUUAAUCGUGGAUUUGGUGUCUUUGGCAUUUCAGCUAGGCGAUGGGCGCCUGGGAAUAUAUAUACUUCCCCAACUAGGCCCGGCGAUCCCUGAUCCGGGUCGCCGUAUGCAACUAGGCCUGCGUCUGGCCUCUGUAGUCUAGUCAUGGCUACUUUGCUGUUACCUCGUGGCAUCUCCCACGGUCGGGGCCGGAUCUUGUAGCGACACUGGAUAGAUACCACGGCAUGAGACGCGCACACGCGUCCGGAACCCCUGUGCCACCACCUUCUAAUUACCUUCUCUGUACAUUUAUAUAUUCAAAUAGCUCGUAUCUUGGCG